This is a messenger RNA of Sinocyclocheilus grahami, 2830 nucleotides long. RefSeq names its product nuclear factor interleukin-3-regulated protein-like. Gene Ontology annotation, biological process: circadian rhythm; regulation of DNA-templated transcription. The transcript has a single exon. Gene Ontology annotation, molecular function: DNA binding; DNA-binding transcription factor activity. Gene Ontology annotation, cellular component: nucleus. Bases 23 to 1678 code for a protein of 551 amino acids. The record is from RefSeq and is a predicted model, not a curated record. NCBI's taxonomy places the organism in Eukaryota, Metazoa, Chordata, Actinopteri, Cypriniformes, Cyprinidae.
AACUGGCUCCCAUUGAGAAACAAUGGAAAGCUUGAGCUUAGAAAUUUCAACAAAUUCGAGUGCCAGCAAAACCUUAAAGAACACAGAAAGCUUUCUGGACUACAGUGAUCUUCUCCAUUCACCUCAAAGCAACAUUCGCCAGAGCCACCAUCUCAAACCAAAGCCAAACAUGAGCUGUCGACGCAAGCGUGAGUUCAUCUCAGAUAACAAUAAGGAUGAAUCCUACUGGGAGAAGCGACGCAAGAACAAUGAGGCUGCCAAGCGUUCCCGGGAGAAACGGCGCUAUAAUGACAUCAUCCUAGAGAACAGAGUUAUGGUGCUGAACGAUGAAAAUGUACGUCUGAAAACUGAGCUUUUACAACUUAAGCUCAGGUUUGGUAUGAUAAGUACAGCCUCCUACAUGGAAAAGAGUCAGCAGAUUGGUGGAGCAGUCAAUGGAAGUCCUGGGGGAAACUCCACAUCCUCCUCUACCACAAGUCGUUUCUACCCUAAUGGUUACUCAAGUGUUUCUCAGAUGAUGAUAAACUCUGAUUCUUCUGAAACUGACCAGUCUGUUCGAGGAGACAGGCAUGUGAAAAUGGCAAAAUACUCCCCACGAGGUUCCCUCUCCGAUAUGUCCGAUGGCUCCUCUCGGGACAGCCCAGAGCCACUUGUGUAUGACAUCAAGCAGGAGGGGAUGGGUCUAGAUAUGGACAUUGUCAACAGCACUACCACACAGAUCAUGCUAAACAUUCAUUCUAGGUUGCCCGCAGUACUUCACCAGCACACUUUUGAGCCAGGUUAUUCAGCCAACCAACCGAAGCAACGGCGCCAAGAGACCAUUGCAAGUCCAGUUGCUCCACAAUCCGCUCAAAGAAGUGUUAUCCUAUACCGUUCAAGCUGUGCCUCGUAUCCUGUGGAAACUCAGGAAAUGAUUCCUAAAGAACAGCAGAACCUCACACAGCCUACUGAGGGACCAACCGGAAGUCCCAAAAGCUUGGCAGUGGUGUCUAAACGGCUAGAGAGAAAGACUUUGGACUCUCCUCCUUACGAGUACCCAGAUUGGGAAGCAGCCGAAAGGCAAGCUUACAUUGCUCAACGACAGACCCCCAGGGCUGAUGCUGCUGCCCUAGAUCUUCUAAUGAGACCAGAGGAAGGAGAUGAAGCACAGAUGUACCAGUGUUCUAAUGGAACCUUAGAGAAUGACGAGCCACCAGUGCUGGCCUACGAAGGAGGCUUGAGACAAGAAGAGUACUACGAGAGUCACUCUGGAAAGGACACUUCCUCAAGUGACGGGGAUCCCCGCAGCUCUGAUAAAGAGGGCUCCACCGAUGAUGAGUCUCCCUCUUCUUCUUGCUCUGAUACAGGGAGCAACCAUCCUUAUAUAUUCAUGACCCAGAGCUCCUUCUCACCAAGCCAAUGCAAAGACGGCCAAGCGGAAAUCAAAGGCACUGCCCUACCCCACAAAUUGAGACUCAAACACAGAGCUCAGAGCGAUGGGGGAGCAUCGUCUCAAAACUCGCCGACGACGCCACCUGCUAACUUCCAGCCAUUACCUCAGCAUCCUUACCUGGCCUUGUCUCAAUCUGGCGGCCAGUCGAGUCCAGGGUUUCACAAGCAGGACACCUCGACUGGAAGCAUCGAAUGUGGGAAGAAGGAAUCCAGUAUGCGUAACGGUCGUAACAAGAGACAUGACUGAACGGGAAACUGUGGGACUCACUUGGGUCUUGAUAUAAAGCCCAGAGAGACUUUUUAUAAACCCAUAUUGAGGUCCUACCUUGAUCUUGUACCCUUCACCCUGUUCAAAUGCCUAGGGAUAAGAGAAGUGGACAUUGACAGGACUGCUGCAUUGUACCAUAAUGUAUAUACUUACCGUUUGUUGGUUUGGUUUGUUUGACCUCCUCUUAAGGUUACAGCAGCACUUACAACAGAAUGAAAUAUGAUUACAUGCUAUUGAUCGCACUUACCCGUAGUUCUCAUGCUGCAGCAAGAUGUCAAAGUGUGUCAUUCAAUUCAAAAGCAAUACCUACCAUAUGUGAGGCAUUGUAACAGAUUCAUAUUUGUAAAUAGGCAACUUCAAGUGCCCCUAUCUUAGUUUUUGGCCACACCUUAACAGCAGAACAUUUGCAGGUGGCUGUGCAUCAUUUUUAAACAUACCAAGCACCAGAAGAUUAAGGGAACUUUUUCCUUGACCAAAGAAACAUGGCUUUAAGUUCAUACCUCUCUCUGCUCCCUACCUCUAUCUGCUUUUCUAACUAGUGCUCCCCAUCAUUUUCCCCACAUUAAACAGCCUAGCUACCACUCUUCCUUGAUCAGGCACUUGGUUUGUAUGUAUAAAAUGUGAUAUAAAUAUUAUAUAUGAAUAUAUUUUGAGAAGAAAACAAAAAGAUUACAUGAAAAAAUAGCAAGUUCAGUGACUAAUGAAUUUGUCCUUGUCAAAAAUACUGUACAAUAUCAGUGUGUUUGCUGUUUGAGAUGCCACUUGAUAUAAACUCCUUUUUUUUUUUUUUUACAAUUAAAUAUUGUUUUUAGAAACACUCCUUUUAUAGGAAAAUUACAAAAUGCCCCAAAGCCUUUACAGAUACAUUAGCGGGUUGAUGUAAGCUUCAUGUCAUAGAUACUAAAAUGUGUUUUCAUUGUAGUUAUAACUCAUUGUCUGGUCUUGAAACAUUACUUGGCGUUUAACGUAAAAAAAAAAAAAUCCAGAUAAUGUUUAAAACCUUAAACCUAUCCUAAAAGUACAUAUCUAGCUUCCCUUUUCUGUAGCCUCCUCCAUGUUUAUAGUUUUCCUUAUACACCAACUGAUGUAAAAACAUUGAUUUGCUUCAUCAUAACCUGUUACAGAGAGAAC